AUGGGUAAUUGUGUAUGCAGUGGGUUUAGCAACGCUGCUCAAGUAAUCAAAGUCAUAACAUCAAAUGGUGGAAUCAUGGAGUUUUACACGCCAAUUACAGCUGAAUGCAUCACAAAUGAGUUCCCUGGUCAUGGAAUUUACAAAACUAGUAACGGAACAUAUUUCUUAUCAAAUCCGUUGCUCCACAAGGAAGAACUUCUCCCUGGGGAAUUGUAUUACCUUCUUCCUCUCAACACCGGCAAAGUAGAUAUCACAGCUGCGAAAUAUAUUCAGGAUGAUUAUAGUGGAACCUCUUCAUCUUUCUUUACGCCUUACCGGAUGUCUUUUGAUCAACAAAGUAAUUAUUAUCAAGGUAGUUUGAAGAGAUCAGACAGCGAAACGACGAUAAGAAGUUCUAGUGGUGGUAACAGUAAUAGUGGAGUGUGGAAAGUAAAAUUAGUGAUAAAUCCAGAGCAAUUAUCCAAGAUUUUGUCAAAGGAAACGAGCACUGAAGCGCUAGUUAAUAGCCUUAGAACUGUGGCUAAAUUUGGUUGUAAAGGAGUUCCCGAUUCUUCUACUCCUUCCGUAGCAAGUUCUGGUAUAUGGAGUUUAUCGGGUAGUUGUAAAGCUUCAUCCUCAGAGAGUUUGGCAUAG
Molecule: messenger RNA, 633 nt
Organism: Papaver somniferum (opium poppy)
Lineage: Eukaryota; Viridiplantae; Streptophyta; Magnoliopsida; Ranunculales; Papaveraceae
Exons: 1
Coding region: 1-633 (210 amino acids)
Source: RefSeq, a predicted model, not a curated record